This is a messenger RNA of Hermetia illucens (black soldier fly), 3533 nucleotides long. RefSeq names its product claspin. NCBI's taxonomy places the organism in Eukaryota, Metazoa, Arthropoda, Insecta, Diptera, Stratiomyidae. The record is from RefSeq and is a predicted model, not a curated record. Bases 68 to 3463 code for a protein of 1131 amino acids. Gene Ontology annotation, molecular function: anaphase-promoting complex binding. Gene Ontology annotation, biological process: mitotic DNA replication checkpoint signaling; activation of protein kinase activity; mitotic G2 DNA damage checkpoint signaling. The transcript has 12 exons.
UCAUUAACAUUUACGGUGUAGUGUUUUGAUUAUGAAGAAAUAGUUCGGUUCGGAAUAUUCAGUGAAAAUGCAGGACGAUAAUACUGAAAUAGAUCAAGUUGCAAACGGAGCAGAAUCUGGAUCAGAUCAACCCCGGGAAGUAGAUCAAAAUAAUUCCGGGAGUGACCUAAACGAGACCGACAAAUUGCAUAUCUCAUCAGAUUUUGUUAAUGAGGACGACGACGAUGAUGAUGAUGAUAUUGUGCCCUCAAUUCGGCCGAAGCAGAAGAAGAAGGCGUUUAAUAUAAUGGACAGUGACAGUGAAAAUGAUGAAGAGCAUAAACAGUUUGCCGAGGAAGAAAAUGAAGAUGAAGAAGGAGAUGGGAGUGACGACGAAAGGAAUGUAAACAAAAGUCCUUUCCAAGGGGAUGCAGCCAAAAGUGACAACGAAAUUGAUGACGAUUCAAAUGAACCAGAAGAAAGCAGGAAAGAUAUUCCUGCCGCGAAACAGUCCCCGGUGCCUAAGUAUAAGUCUCUUAUCGAUUCGGACACAGAAAGCGAACCAGAGCAGGAGGAAGUGGUGGAAGAUGAGCAAGUGGAGAGCGACCAAGAGGAUGAAAAUGAAGACGAGCCUCAAGAAGAAAAACCACCUACCAAGAAGAAUGAAUUGCCUAAAAGAAUGUCAGCAAAACAAGCAAUGGAACAAAUGAAGGCAAUCAAAAGCGAAUCUCAGCGACUAUCCAGGGAAUCCUACAUCACAAUCCCUUAUCAUGAACCAAAGCAAUAUUCAUUGAAGGAAUUUAUGAAUAGAAAGACCAUCGCCAAGCCUAAUUCCAGAGAAUCUCAAAAACAAUUCUCCCUUAAGAUGAGUCAAGAGGAACUGGAGGAAUUUGCGAGGCAAUUAAAAGAGCGUGAAGAGGAAGCGGCAAGGUUUUUCAAAAGCGAUGAUAAGAAAAAUAAGACACUAAUCAAAGAAGAGUUGAAGGAAGAGGAAGAAGAUACCGAGAUGCAAGUCAGCGAGCCAAAAACGCAAAUUACAUAUCAAGUAAAUGAAGAAGAGAGUAUGGAGGUUGAGAGCUUAGCCCAAACAGAUAAAUUAGCACAGGAAAAACCAACAAAUGUAUCCCAAAACAAGGUAGAGUCGAGUGUUCUCGACGAAGAGACUGAACUUGUGGAGGCUCCUAUAAGCGAAUCACAGCAAAGUAAGGUAUUUGAUAGCGAAGUUGAUGAACUAUUUACACCAGGUACUCUAGAGAGUGUGACUAUUCCUGAAACGGAAGAGAACGCACCUGAAAUAGAAACAGAAAAAACCGAAAUCGACAGUGUAAAACUAUCUGAUACUGAGCAGAGUGCGCCUUUGAAACUUUCAAUUACAGAGAGUAUACAUGAGGUGCUCAAGGAACGUAACGUUGUUGAAAGUCCUGUUCUCAAAGGCAGCCCCAAUAUGGUAAUUGAUCUAGAAACAGGAGAUGUAGUGCCUUUAAGGCCUUCGGGAGUGGAUCAGUUAUUUCAACGUUUUCUUAAACAUUCCGCGAAGAAAAAAACUAAAGAAUUUACAAAUAUGAGUAUUGUCUCAACGGAGAAUGGAACCCUCGAAAUCACUAACGUAAAUAUAGCUGUUAACGAAGAGGAAAAUAAGGAACAAAAACCAGGGGCCGCAUACACCAAACUCAAGGAUAACUUAAUGAAAGUAAUUAUGAAAAGAAGGAAAGAAGAAUUUCAGAAGAAGAUUCAACAAAAUCAAGGUCAGGAUAAGGAGAAUGGAAAGGAAGGAUACGAGGAAGAAAUGGAGGAGUUGAAGGAGGAACCCUAUUUAGACGAAGAAGAGGAAGAAAUUUUCGACGAGGGCGAAAAUGAACUUGACGAAGGCGAAGAUGAGGCAGAUAAUAAUGAGAAACCUGACAAUGUCACCGACGACGAACACGAAGAAGAUGAAAUUCAAAAUUCCGAAGCAGACGAUGAGUACGAAUCAGGCGAAGAAGAGAAUGAUGAUGAUUCUGACGACGAUGAGCUACCAGAGCCCAAACCUUUUAAAACAAGGAUUAUAUCUAAUUUCGAUGAUUCUGAUGACGAGGUUGAAAAGAAAGAAUCCUUGAACAUCAACACGGCUAGUCAGAAAACCGAUCGUUUAUGGAGUGAAGAAACGAAAAAUAAUUCAGUUGAGGAAGAUGACUUGUUAGAGCUUUGUUCGGGACGUUUCGAUGCAACCCAAAAGAAUUCUGUAAUAAGUCAGAUUCCGACCACGCAACCUGAGGAUGGGGUAGAUGAAAGUGAACUUCUGGCACUCUGCUCGGGAACAUUCCAUGGAACUCAGAGUCAGGUUUACGAUGCUGAUCAGAAUCAAAGUGAAGCAAUUCCAGUUCCCAAAAGACUAGAAUCAUCAGACGAAGAAGCAGAAGAAGAUACUGAAUUGAAGGCACAAGUCAAACAGAAAAAGGUCCGAAAACUGGGUUUUUCAGAUGACGAGGAAGAAAAUGAACAGAUCGAUCUGAAAGAUGACGAGGAUCCUGUCGAUGAUCUCAACCAAGAAGACCUUGAAGAGGAGAAGGAAGAACCAAUUCAAGAAUCCGAAGUCGAAGAUCGCCUAGAAACUUAUAUUGACUACGAUUCUGAAGAAAACGAGAUUGAAGUGGCAAUGACGAAAAAAGAUCGCCAGGAGAGAGCUACGGAAUUUUUCGAAAAAGAAGCUGAACUAUCCGAGUCAGAGUGGGGAAGUGCGGAUGAGGAUGAAAAGGGAAUGGAUCGUUACGAUAUGGAAUUGGCCGAUGAGGAGGAAUUUGAUAAAGAUAAGCUACAAACUGAAUUAGGGAAAAUUCAUAUGCGACGAGUUCUCGACGAUGACAUUCGUGAAGUGAAAAAGCUUCAAGAAAUGUUCUUUGAAGACGAGGAGAAUGAUGGCGUUGGUCGACAAAGGCAGUUCAAAUGGAAAAAUUUAACUGGCGGUUUCGAACUAGACACGGAUGCUGGCGGAGAGGUUGACGGCACACAAGAAAAUGAUGACGAAGGGGAUGAGGCUUUGUGGCGAAAGAUGCGUUUUGAGCGUGAAGUGCUUUUACAAGAACAGGCGGAAAAGUUAGGAACACCAAAUUCAACCCUGAAACCAGCAGUCACUACUUCAAUCGGAAAAAAAUUAACAAUUGUUGACGUCAACUCUCCCGUCACAGCAGCUACAGAGAAAUCGUCACCGUUUUUAAUAGCAAAAGGGAUGAUUUCAAACCGAGGAUCAUUUCUCAUGCGCGAUAAUGACACACUAUCAAAAUUAGCAAAUAUAACUAAAUCGGGCGGAGAGCAAGAGACUGGUGCAAUACAAGUUCGUACAGGGAAGGCAAAGAACUUUGUAUUCGCUUCGAUAAGUUCAACAGAAAAGGAAAACUCUAUGAAGCGAAAAAUGGUAAUCAGCGAGCAAGAGCCUGAGACGAAUUACAAGAAAAAACUGAAAACGAACAUCAAAAGCAAAAUUCGUCUUAUAGAUCAUCUGGCAUGAUUUUUAUUUUUAUCGGACUUAGUUUUUGUAAAAAUCAUAUUGUUAAGGAUUAAAUUAAUAUUUCAAGUGG